CUCCGUACUUGGGCUAAUUUAUCUAUAGGCUUCCACAGUUCAUUGAGAAGAUUCAAGCAGGAAUGCAGGGGACGAUAGCCUCGAGGUGUCUUAGGGCUAGCAAGCUCUUCUUCCCCAAAUCAAACUACUCCUUUACUCUGAAUCACUCUCCCUUCCGCUCGAUGCAUCUCCAGUCACUCAAUGGCGGCACUUCUCUUCGCAUUGGCCACUUCAAUCGACACCAAUUUUCCACUAAUCGAUUCAUGCGGCUGCCUUCAAGAACCGCCAGCCGCUUCUCGUUGAGACAAGUCAACGCCUUUCUCUCCGAUUCUCCCUCCAAAAAUCCCCCAAACCCUGUUCGUCUGCCCAAUGGGUAUGCAAUGUUUUCUACAGAUGGGGGAGAAUUUGGCAAAAAACUUCCGGUUAAGCAAGAACAGUCAAGGAAGUUCGUCAAAGGAGGACCGAGCAAUCAGAUAACUGACAUGAAAAUUAUAACCACUCUAGCAAAAAGCAUCUGGAUGAAGGAUAAUGUGGAGUUCCGACUGAGAGUGGUUGCGGCGUUGGGUUUCUUAGUUGGGGCCAAGGUAUUGAAUGUUCAAGUUCCUUUCCUGUUUAAGCUUGCCGUUGAUGGGUUAACUACAGCUACUGGAAACGCAAGCACACUUGCUCAGUUUACUGCUGCCAAUUCAACCUUUUUAGCCCUUUUUGCAAGUCCAGCUGCAGUUUUGAUCGGAUAUGGGAUAGCACGGUCAUGUGCAUCUGCUUUUAACGAAUUGCGAACAGCAGUUUUCUCUAAGGUUGCACUUCGAACAAUCCGAUCUGUUUCUAGAAAGGUCUUUUCACAUUUGCAUGAGCUUGAUCUUAACUACCACCUCAGUCGAGAAACUGGUGGGCUAAACCGGAUCAUAGAUCGUGGUAGCCGUGCUAUUAAUUUCAUUCUUUCGUCUAUGGUCUUUAAUGUUGUUCCAACAAUAUUAGAGAUUUCUAUGGUAUCAGGUAUACUUGCUUACAAAUUUGGAGCACCAUUUGCCUGGAUCACUUCUCUGUCUGUUGCUGCAUAUGUUGCUUUCACAUUGUCAGUGACACAGUGGCGAACUAAGUUUAGAAAGGAGAUGAAUAAAGCUGAUAAUGAUGCAAGUACAAGGGCUGUUGAUUCCCUCAUUAAUUAUGAGACGGUGAAGUAUUUUAACAACGAGGCUUAUGAAGUUGACAAAUACGAUGAGUUUUUGAAAAGAUAUGAAGAUGCUGCUUUAAAAACACAACGUAGUCUUGCACUUCUGAACUUUGGGCAAAAUGCAAUAUUUAGUACAGCUCUUUCUGCUGCUAUGGUGUUAUGCUCUAAUGGAAUAAUGAAUGGUACAAUGACAGUAGGCGACCUGGUUAUGGUUAAUGGCCUCUUGUUCCAACUUUCUCUUCCACUCAACUUCCUUGGCAGUGUAUACAGAGAGACUGUCCAGAGUUUGGUUGACAUGAAAGCUAUGUUUCAGUUACUAGAGGAGAGGGCUGAAGUAAGAGACAUAGAUAAUGCCAAGGCUCUGAAGUUACAUGGGGGUAGCAUUGAGUUUGACAGUGUUCACUUCAGUUAUUUGACAGAUAGAAAGAUUCUCGAUGGGAUAUCUUUUAGUGUGCCCGCUGGAAGAAGUGUUGCUAUUGUAGGAACCAGUGGAAGUGGCAAGUCAACCAUUCUUAGAUUACUGUUCAGAUUCUUCGAAACCCAUUCUGGAAAUAUAAGGAUAGACGGUCAAAAUAUCAGGGACGUAACUCUUGAGAGUCUUAGGAAAUCUAUAGGCGUUGUUCCACAGGACACUGUCUUGUUUAAUGAUACUAUCUUCCACAAUAUUCAUUAUGGUCGACUUUCAGCAACAGAGGAAGAGGUAUAUGAUGCUGCACGACAAGCGGCUAUUCAUGAUACUAUCAUGAAGUUCCCUCAAACAUAUUCAACUGUUGUUGGAGAACGUGGACUUAAGUUAAGUGGUGGUGAGAAGCAGCGGCUGGCAUUAGCUCGCGCAUUCCUCAAAUCACCUUCAAUUAUGCUUUGUGAUGAAGCUACAAGUGCACUUGAUAGCACCACUGAAGCAGAAAUCUUGAGUGCCUUGAAGUCUUUGUCGAACAACCGUACUUCUAUCUUUAUUGCUCAUCGGCUAACUACUGCAAUGCAAUGUGAUGAGAUAAUUGUUUUGGAGGAUGGGAGAGUGGUGGAGCAGGGGUCACAUGAUGUUCUAUUGUUGAAGCAAGGAGGAAGGUAUGCCCAACUCUGGGCUCAACAACAGAACACUUUGGAUUCUCUUGACGCCGCCAUCAAACUGGACACAUGAUUAUAAUGCAAAUUAACCAUUUGGAAUAUAUCUUUGAGAAUUUUUUUACCCAUUUGUCCAUAGUGUACAUGAAGAAUAAAAAAACAUUCUGUUGCUUCCAGAAUCCCCAGAUGAAUUUAACAAACCAAUGUUCCCAAAAAAUGUCCGACAAGUUUCUUGGUCUUUUUUUUAAUGUUACUUCAUCCCUCCCAAAAUGAAGUUUUUAUUUAUAU
Messenger RNA from Cuscuta campestris, 2506 nucleotides. Lineage: Eukaryota; Viridiplantae; Streptophyta; Magnoliopsida; Solanales; Convolvulaceae. The record is from the annotation of a GenBank genome assembly.